Molecule: messenger RNA, 1899 nt
Organism: Marasmius oreades (fairy-ring Marasmius)
Lineage: Eukaryota; Fungi; Basidiomycota; Agaricomycetes; Agaricales; Marasmiaceae
Exons: 10
Coding region: 1-1899 (632 amino acids)
Source: RefSeq, a predicted model, not a curated record
AUGUCUUCCAUCCACCAGUCAGCACUGGACUACCCCGACUCCACUCAAAUCAGCUCUUUCGGUCCCUCAAACCCGAGUGAACAUCCCCGCCAAAUCGAAAAAACACCUCCUGAAUCCCGACCUUUGAAACGAAGCCUUGUACAAUUGUUGUGGCGAGCUAUUUUUCUUCCGAUCAUCGCUUUUGCAUACCUUGGAUUUUGCUAUGCGGCUGCCACUCAUGCCAUUCCUGUUCACGUCUAUAACAUCAAUAAUCCGGGGGAUCAUCUAUUUACUGUAAAGGCUGGAGUGACGACGAUCAACAUCAUCAUCAUCGGGAUAGCUUUGUUACCUCUCAGGGCUCUUCUGAGCGACCUCGAAAGCGAAGAAUUCUUUCGGGUACUCCACAAUUCCAAAUCGGAGGGUGUCCCAUUGAAAGCAGUCAAUAAUGUUUCUUCCCCAAGUCGCGACUUGAUGCAAAGUUUGUCUUCGAUAACCCGGAAUAAUUCGUCGAAAUAUUACUCCACUGCAAUCUUGGCUGGACUUUUCGCCAUGAUUAUAUCCUCAUUGGCUCCUGCGGCACUAUCUGUCGGUUUGAUUUUAGUUGAAGGCGAUAUGAUGGCUAUCGAGGUGGGGGCAGUAGCUCCCCAGAGUAUAUAUCAGUUCAGCGUCCUCAACGGCUUCUCGAGUGGCGCCAACGUCUGGUUCAACGGGCGGAUAGCGGAAGCGGCAGCAAUGGGAUGGGUCCAAACUGUUCUAGGAAAAAACAUCCCCUUCCUUCCAACUUUCCCCCAGUACGGCGUACCUGUACCGCUACGGGUGGAUCCUACCGCUCGAGCCCGCUAUCUCACCGACGUCAUCGUCCUCGACCCGGUAUGCGACUGGGCAAUCCCGAAUCCACCUGCGACCACCUACAAAAAAGAGACGCAUCAAAUAAUUAACAUCACCCUCCCAGAUCAUUCCAUCUCAGCCUCCUAUGACGUCUUUUCUUGGAGUCAAAACAAAAGCAUCGAGGUCAUCGGGAGCGACUCUGAAAUUGAUUCGGCCACGGCGCUUAUGAACACGACGAGCGGUGGUCCUAUCACGGAUGGAAGUAUGGCCUGGAUAGUCGCUCAGCUUACUUCAGGACAAAAACUUGACUUUGCUUCUGCAACGACCGAUACCUCCGUACUGGACCUCAGUGGCAUUCCAACGCAAGAUAUCUCUUAUAACUCUACUACUACUUUCUCAAAUCAAACGAUGACGACGGUUCGAUUCAGUGUUCUUGUUUGUAAACCUCGUGCCGCUGUCGAGACGCGAGAGGUCAGGCUGGACGGAAACGGGGGUUUAGAAGUUUCUGAUCGGAGGGGGUUGAUGAGGCAGGGCAAUCUUGAUGAUGGGCAGGUUAGCCUACUGCUAGGGAAGAGCCUCGUCAAAUACACUACAGAUUCAGGUCCAGAUACAGGUUACGAGGGCAUCGGACAAGCCGGACAAGUUCGACUUUUCUUCGGCCUUAAUGUUUGGAACUGGACCGCUACUCCAGUCCUCAAACCCCAUUCUCUCCAGGACAUCACCUCAACCUACCGAUCGGCAGUCCAAGCAUCUAUGACUUCGUACUUGUCCGGGAAGAUAUCCACUUCGUUCGUUCCCGGACGGAUUCAAUCCGUAAAACUCGUAUUCACGAGUUCACUGCCACACGUUAUAGUUUCUACCGUUCUGUUUGGGAUUGUAACGAUAUGGAUCGUUGUCUGUUACUUUCGCCCACAUGCGGCGAAAUUCACACUGGUUUCGGUGGCUGCAGUGUUGGGCCAAGGUUCCAAUGUAGUAGAAGUAUGUGAUAGCGUAAGUGACUCCGAGGAGGUGGCCUUCAAGCACUUGAAGAAUCGUGCUGUUCGGUUGGAGGAUCAGAAUAGGCCGGGGAGCGGCAUCUUGCAGAUAUUGUAA